AUGGGGCACCGCCUAGGAAGGCUUUGGAACGGUCUUGCAUCCCUUCCUCCGGCCCUCCUUGCCACAUCAGAGCAAUGGGAGCAACUGGCCGUCAGCGAGGAAGCCUUGGUGGACGCUGCGGGUCAUUCGGGUGGGAUACGGCAUCACAUUCCGCGUCUGCGUAGUCUGGUAUUGGAGUCGGAAUUCGACUCGGAGCAGGCGCUUGUCGACACUGACUUGGAUACACUUGCCGUCCGGGCACUGUCACCAGUCCUGACAUUCGAAAAUGCGCGCUCUUUGGAACAUGUAGAGCUCGAACACAUUAACUCGACUGUUCUUUCUCUCCCGUGGUCUCAGCUGAAGUCGCUUACCAUGUCCUGGGUCGGCAACACGAGGGCAUGUUUGUUUAUCCUUCGUGAGACCACAUGUCUCGAAAACCUUACUCUGCGAGACCUGGGCGGCGAUGAGCUUCCCGACGAGGGCACACAUCUCCGGUUGGAUCGACUCAGGUCGCUAAUCAUCUCCGAGUUCGCAGGACAAGACAUGUUCUUCAGGAGAACAACAAGUUAUACCGCGGUACUCGUCAAUCGUCUCGUUGUCCCCGCCUUGGUUACUCUCUCAGUCGAAAUUUUCUAUGCCAACCUCGUCGACGCCGUCCGGAAUAUGCUAAUUCGAUCUGCACCGCGCAUGGAAGGCUUCCAGCUAAUAGUUCCUGUUUUGUCAGCGGAAUGCCGCCAUCUGCAUCAAUUACUGCCUGCAAGCCCGCCCGCUUGGCUCGACAAGCUCGUCCUCGAAUCAGUUGCAUGGGGGGCGCUUCCUGCUGCCCUGCGAUCGCUCACUGUCGGGUUCACCCAUCGUAUUCGUCACUUGUGUUUGAAGAUGCCCUUGAAAGACGCUCCUAUAGCCGACCUCUACUUAUUGAAGUCCACUGUCGACACCAAAAACCCGACUCCGCGGGAAUUCGAAUGGAACGACGAAACUCAGAUCAUACAUCUCGAGCUUGUAGUCUCGAAGGAUCAUGACCCGGAGGAAGAAGACAGUACAGUGGGCGAAAAAGGGAGCGAUUCUGACUCGGAACUCGAGGAAAUAUUUGCCCUCGUAGCCUCUCCGAACGGGCCGCAAAUCACCAUACGCGGAUUGCCAAUGGAAUCGUCGUUGCGAUCCAGUCCUCUCCUCUAUUCAAUUGGGGACGAUUAA
Molecule: messenger RNA, 1176 nt
Organism: Mycena indigotica
Lineage: Eukaryota; Fungi; Basidiomycota; Agaricomycetes; Agaricales; Mycenaceae
Exons: 3
Coding region: 1-1176 (391 amino acids)
Source: RefSeq, a predicted model, not a curated record